Molecule: messenger RNA, 2084 nt
Organism: Oryzias melastigma (Indian medaka)
Lineage: Eukaryota; Metazoa; Chordata; Actinopteri; Beloniformes; Adrianichthyidae
Gene: cyp21a2
Product: steroid 21-hydroxylase
Exons: 12
Coding region: 14-1582 (522 amino acids)
Biological process (GO): hormone biosynthetic process; progesterone metabolic process
Molecular function (GO): iron ion binding; steroid 17-alpha-monooxygenase activity; heme binding
Source: RefSeq, a predicted model, not a curated record
ACCACAACAUAGAAUGGCUUCAGAAAUGUCAGCGGUCAGUGCUGGGGCUGUGCUCUUGCUUGUUCUGUUGUUGUUGUUGUUGAUUUCUUGUCAAAGAAAAAAAUGUCAACAAGGAGGCGAAAGAACAGGAGCAGGAGCUGGAGCUCUGCAGGGUUUGUAUCAGUUCUUUUUUUGCUCUCCACCUCCAUCACUUCCUGGCCCUCCGGGCCACUUCUUGAUUGGGAAUAUGAUGGAGCUGAUGCACGACCACCUACCAAUUCAGCUGACUAGCCUCGCCCAACGCUAUGGAAGCAUUUACCGCCUCAAAUGUGGAAACACAACCAUGGUGGUGCUUAAUAGUGGGGAACUGAUAAGGGAAGCUUUGGUGAAGAAAUGGUCGGACUUUGCUGGGAGGCCAAUUUCAUACACUGGUGAUAUUGUAUCCGGGGGAGGACAGAACAUUUCUCUUGGGGAUUACACUGAGAAGUGGAGGGCACAUCGACGCCUCGUCCACGGCGCUCUGCAGCGCUGCUGCCAGCAGUCUCUACACGGUGUGAUCGAGCGGCAGGCUCUGCAUCUGAGAGAGGUUCUGAUGGGCUACCACAGCAGCCCUGUGGAUCUCUCUGAAGACUUCACUGUGGCAGCCAGCAAUGUCAUCACCACUUUGGCCUUCGGGAAAGAAUACGACAAGAGCUCAUUAGAACUGCAGCAGCUGCACAGCUGUCUGAAUGAGAUCGUGUCUCUGUGGGGGUCCUCUUGGAUUUCUGCUUUGGAUUCCUUCCCACUGCUGAGAAAAUUCCCCAAUCCUGUAUUUGCUCGUCUUCUUAAAGAAGUGGCCAGGAGAGAUGAAAUUAUUAAACAACACCUUGAUGAUUAUAAGUUGCAAGGCCAUAAAAGUGAAGGCUCCAUAACAGGAUUCCUUCUCCAAGCUCUUGAUAAACACGAGAACUCGAAAGAAGGAAAGCUGUUGACGGAUGUCCACGUUCACAUGGCGACGGUUGAUCUUCUCAUAGGGGGAACUGAAACCUUGGCAGCCUGGUUGAGCUGGACUGUGGCCUUCCUGUUGCACAGACCAGAGAUACAAACCAAAGUGUAUGAGGAGUUGUGCACGGUUCCUGAAGGACGUUAUCCAAAGUACAGCGACAGACAAAGACUGCCUGUGCUGUCUGCUCUGGUCAACGAAGUGCUCAGACUCAGACCAGUCGCUCCUCUAGCCGUUCCACACAGAGCCAUCAGAAACAGCAGCAUUGCAGGUUUUUUCAUCCCUAAGAACGCCGUCAUCAUUCCUAAUCUUUUUGGCGCUCAUCACGAUCCUGCAGUCUGGUCUGAGCCGUACAGCUUCAAACCAGAGCGCUUUCUGGAAGGUGGAGGAGGCUCCACCCGUGCCCUUGUGCCUUUCGGAGGGGGAGCCAGGCUCUGCCUGGGGGAGUCCGUGGCCAAAAUGGAGCUCUUUCUUUUCACGGCGUACCUGUUGAGAGACUUCCAGUUCAUCCUCCCUGACAGCGAUGUCUUCCCUCCUGACCUGAGAGGGAUUGCUACUGUUGUUCUCAAGAUCAAGCCCUACAAAGUCAUAGCCCAUCCAAGACCUGCAAGUGGUCUUUGACGCACCAGUGGCUGUGUUCAGUGGAAUUUUCUCCAUCUUUUUAUUCACUUCUGUGGGGAUGAAAACGUUUUUCAAUGGACUUGUUUGUGGUUUAAAGAAUAAAACACAGGAUUGAUCAGCAGAAUUUUAUUGUGAGGAGUUACAUAUAUGUUCAUAUACUCCCGGAAUCAAUAUGUAGCAACUCCAUUCUAACUUUCAACAGGCCAGACAGCACCAUCUUGUGGAUGAGCAAUGAAAUCCUCCACUUGACCCAUGAAAACAUUGUUUUGUGUACCUUAACAGAAAAUUAUAACACUUUAGCAAAUAAUUUAACCAUAUCAACACUCCAAGACUGAUCUUUUGAAUUAAACAAUUAAAACAAGAUAAUAAUAUAAAGAUUUACUAAGGCACUAUUUAGUAAAUCAUAACGGUUCAUCAAAAUAUAUUUCUUAAUUCCGUCCGAGGUUUUCUAACUCUGUCCUCUAAAUUACUAAAAUAAAUUUACUUGUGUUUUUUGAAAUAU